GGCCCCGCCCACAGCUGCCCGAGGAGCGGAGCAUCGGCCGAUGCUGGGACCUGCCGCGCGACUGCAGCCCAGGUGCGGGGUCCCGGCCGAACCCCGGGUCGCAGGGAGUCGUCACUGGAGAGGGGCGUGGCGCCCGGCGGGGACUGCAGGCGAUGACUCAGGAUGCAGCCAGGGGCUACGACGUGCACAGAGGACCGCAUCCAGCAUGCCCUGGAGCGCUGCCUGCACGGACUCAACCUCAACCGCCUCCGCUCCACCUCCUGGUCAGCCGGGCUGUGUCUGAACUGCUGGAGCCUGCAGGAGCUGGUCAGCAGGGACCCGGGCCACUUCCUCAUCCUCCUGGAGCAGAUCCUGCAGAAGACGCAAGAGGUCCAAGAGAAGGGUUCCUAUGACCUCUUCACGCCCCUGGCCCUGCUAUUCUACUCCACGGUCCUCUGUACACCACACUUCCCCCCGGACUCAGACCUUCUUCUGAAAGCAGCCGGCACCUACCACCGAUUCCUGACCUGGCCCGUUCCGUACUGCAACAUCAGCCAGGAGCUGCUCACCUUCAUCGACGCUGAGCUCAAGGCCCCAGGAAUCUCCUACCAGCGGCUGGUGAGGGCUGAGCAGGGUCUGCCCCUUCGGAGUCACCGCAGCUCCACUGUCACCGUGCUGCUGCUGAACCCUGUGGAGGUGCAGGCGGAGUUCCUUGCCGUGGCCAACAAGCUGAGCACGCCAGGGCACUCGCCCCAUAGCGCCUACAUCACCCUGCUCCUGCACGCCUUCCAGGCCACCUUCGGGGCCCACUGUGACCUCGCGGGUCUGCACUGCAGGCUGCAGUCCAAGGCGCUGGCCGAGCUUGAGGACGUCUACACGGAGACGGCAGAGGCCCAGGAGCUGGCCUCUGGCAUCGGGGAUGCAGCCCAGGCCCGGCAGUGGCUCAGGACCAAGCUGAAGGCGGUGGGAGAGAAAGCUGGCUUCCUCGAAGUCUUAGAUCCUGCCAACCCAGGCAAGCUCCGCACCAUCCCCAUCCCUGUCGCCAGGUGCUACACCUACAGCUGGAACCAGGACAGCUUUGACGUCCUGCAGGAGAUGCUGCUCAAGGAACAGGAGCUGCUGGAGCCGGGGCUCCUGGGGGACGAGGACGAGGACGAGGACGAGGAGGAGGAAGAGGAGGAGGAAGAGGAGGAGGAGGACUUGGAAACGGAUGGGCCCUGUGCCCAGAGGGACUCACUGUUUUCCACCAGCUCGGAGGCCUCCCGUGACUCCACCCUGUCCCUCGCCUCGUCCCAGGCCUCGGGGGCCACCCUCUCCAGCCAGGUGCUGACCUCCUUUGUCUCGGGCCUCUCGGACGGCAUGGACAGCGGCUACGUGGAGGACAGCGAGGAGAGCUCCCCGGAGUGGCCCAAGAGGCCGGGCGGCCGGGAGCGCCGGGGCUACCGCAGGCCCGGGCAGAAGUUUAACAGGAUCUACAAACUGUUCAAGAGCACCAGCCAGCUGGUGCUGCGGAGGGACUCUCGCAGCCUGGAGGGCAGCCCGGACUCGGCACUGCCCCUGCGGCGGGCCGGCAGCCUCUGCAGCCCCCUGGACAGCCCGGGCCCGCCCCCGUCCCGGGCCCAGCGCUCCCGCUCCCUGCCCCAGCCCAAGCUCGGCAUCCAGCUGCCCAGCUGGCUCCUGGCGCCCGCCUCGCGCCAUCAGCGCCGCCGCCCCUUCCUGAGCGGGGACGAGGACCCCAAGGCUUCCACCCUCCGCGUGGUGGUCUUCGGCUCCGAUCGGAUCUCGGGGAAGGUAGCCCGGGCCUACAGCAACCUGCGGCUGCUGGAGAGCAAUCGCCCCCUCCUCACCCGGUUCUUCAAGCUGCAGUUCUUCUACGUGCCCAUGAAGCGAAGCCAGGGGGCCUGCUCCAGCGCCUGCCCGGCCCCUCGGAGCCAGACACCGCCGCUUCCCCCCGAGUCCCCGAGGCACCCCCUCCCUACAGAGCUGGGCGCGGCCCAGUGGGAGGAGAGCACCAACGACAUCUCUCACUACCUCGGCAUGCUCGACCCCUGGUAUGAGCGCAACGUGCUGGGCCUCAUGCACCUGCCCCCCGAAGUCCUGUGCCAGCAGUCCCUGAAGGCUGACUCCCGGCCCCUGGAGGGCUCCCCCACCCAGCUGCCCAUCCUGGCCGACAUGCUGCUCUAUUACUGCCGCUUCGCUGCACGGCCGGUGCUGCUGCAGGUCUACCAGACAGAGCUGACCUUCAUCACCGGGGAGAAGACCACGGAGAUCUUCAUUCAUUCCCUGGAGCUGGGUCACUCUGCCGCCACGCGAGCCAUCAAGGCUUCAGGUCCUGGCAGCAAGAGGCUGGGCAUUGAUGGGGACCGGGAGGCCGUCCCUCUAACACUACAGAUAAUUUACAGCAAGGGGGCCAUCAGCGGACGAAGUCGCUGGAGUAACAUGGAGAAGGUCUGCACCUCCAUCAACCUCAACAAGGCCUGCCGGAAGCAGGAGGAGCUAGACUCCGGUGUAGAGUCCCUGACGCUAAACCUGACGGAAGUGGUGAAGAGGCAAAACCCCAAAUCCAAGAAGGGCUUUAACCAGAUCAGCACCUCGCAGAUCGAAGUGGACAAGGUACAGAUUAUCGGCUCCAAAAUCUGCCCCUUUGCGGUGUGCCUGGACCAGGAUGAGAGGAAGAUCCUGCAGAGUGUGGUCAGGUGUGAGGUCUCACCUUGCUACAAGCCCGAGAAGAGCAGCCUCGGCCCCCAGCCCCAGAGGUCGCCCCACUCACCGGCCCAGGCCACGCCCGAUCUCUGCUCCCUCCUCUGCCUGCCCAUCAUGACUUUCAGCGGGGCGCUGCCCUAGCGAGGCUCUGCACCCACCGCCCCGCACCCCACCCACCCACCCACCCCGGACAGAAAGCCCAGAAGCGGCCUCUUCCGAGCCUCUCCAGACGGUCGGUCGGUUAGCGGUGAGGGUCUCGCUCCUGGUGGAGAACCACAGGGGCCUGUGCGGGGUCCGGGUCCUGCCGAGGGCCCUGCACUGGGCAGGGCAGCGCGUCGGUGGUUUCUGGGGCCCCGGGGCUCUGCUUGGGACAGAAACAGGCUUUAGGGAGAGAGGGGCCUGGCCACACAGCCCCUCAGAUUCCUGAGGUAGAAGGAGAGCUCACCUCUGAGGGCCCCGGCCACCAACAUGCUCCGUAUCCUUUCCAGAAGAAAGACCGGAGGCCCUGGUGCUCUGAGGUCUGGGUUAGGCCUCCUCUCCCACCUGCGGCCCAGCGGGCCCACUCCUUCCUUUGUCAAAGGCCUGGGAAACCCUUUGUGUCCGGAGCUCAGUCCCCUCGACUCCAGAAAUGUGGACGAGACUUUUCAUUCCUGACCUUCAGCCCAGUCCCCAUCCCUAUCCCCCUCUCUCUUCCCCUACCUCUCUCUCUCUUCCACUCUCUUUAAAAAUCAGUGAAAAAGGAUCCUCAGGUGAGGAAUACUAAAUAAAUAAAUAAAUAAACAAACAAACAAAUAAAUAAAGGCUAGGGCGAUCGGGUGGAGGGCAGGGCCGGGGCCAGGAUUUGAACUGGCGGAGGUGUGCAUGUUGUGUGAGAGGAGGGGUGUCCAAGGACAGUUGUAUCCUGCACAGACCCCCUCCUUCCUCUCCUGCUUCCUCCUGAUCCAAAGGUUCUGGGCCUGUCGGAGCCCAGAGGAUUCACAGCUGGAGAGACGUGGACAGGGCCAGCUCCCACCCGGAGUCGGCACUCCUCCCGCCCAGCCGGGCUCCAGAGAGUGGCCGGCUCUACACUGUCAAUAUUUCUUAUUGUGUGAACAAGAUGUCCUCCUGUAUGAGCAAGGGUAGGAAUGAAUUGAAUUUAAUAUUAUUGUUAAAUAAAACAUCAAUCUUGUA
This is a messenger RNA of Myotis myotis, 3852 nucleotides long. It is a transcript of the gene PIK3R5, whose product is annotated as phosphoinositide-3-kinase regulatory subunit 5. The transcript is spliced from 19 exons. Gene Ontology annotation, molecular function: 1-phosphatidylinositol-3-kinase regulator activity. The record is from RefSeq and is a predicted model, not a curated record. Gene Ontology annotation, biological process: positive regulation of MAP kinase activity; G protein-coupled receptor signaling pathway. Gene Ontology annotation, cellular component: phosphatidylinositol 3-kinase complex, class IB. Lineage: Eukaryota; Metazoa; Chordata; Mammalia; Chiroptera; Vespertilionidae. The coding region runs from base 163 to 2823 and encodes 886 amino acids.